Messenger RNA from Andrographis paniculata, 1598 nucleotides. RefSeq lists its product as uncharacterized. The coding region runs from base 146 to 670 and encodes 174 amino acids. The record is from RefSeq and is a predicted model, not a curated record. The transcript is spliced from 3 exons. Lineage: Eukaryota; Viridiplantae; Streptophyta; Magnoliopsida; Lamiales; Acanthaceae.
UGAUUCCUAAUUCGAAACGUCUCUAGCCACUGGAUUCAUCUCUAUCGCUCAAUUAAACGAUCCUGUUCUUCAAUCAAGCUAUGGGGAAGAAGAUGAGGAUAUUCGGCGACGGCAAGAUCAGGACGCCAUCGCCAUCGCCAUCGCCAUGCAUGCACCGCCGAUCGAGAAAACACCAGAAAUCGCACAAAAGGUUUCGUCAUUGGCAGCAAUUUGGGUGCCGGCGGUUCCGUCGUGGGAGAAGGAAUUCUGCUACGAAAUCGGGCGAUUCAAUUGGGCGAAUUUUGUGCAAGCGAAGAAGCAAACCGAACUCGCGCCGAAGAUCUUCGACUGGAACGACUCCGCCGCCGAGGAGGCGUUCCGCCGCGCGAAGGCGGCGUACUUCGCGCGAAUUCACGGCCAGCCAGUCGAUUUUCCCCAAUUAGGGUUCAUUCCCAGCCCUGAUAUGUACAUCGAUGAGAUCAAUUGGGAUAACAAUGGCGACGGUGAAGAUUAUUCGGAUUUGAACGCGGAUGAAUUGACGGAAUUCGACAAAAUUGCGGAUCCGAAACAGGAAAUUUUCUUGGAUUGGCGCUGCAUUCCGAUCGAGGACAUUAAGCCUACUGGUUGGGUUGUCAACGUUGAAAAAAACUCCAGAGGCAGAGACUUGACAGGGAUGAUCGUCGGGGGAUGAUGAAUCAAUUGAAAUCCUUACAGAUUCGAUCAUGAUCAUCCAUAAAUAAAGGAGUUACUCAUUGAUUUUUGACAUGGCCAUAUUUGAAUAUGGUUCAAAUGUUUUGCAACGGAAUGAGGAUGACAAUGUAAAGGAGCUAGAGCAGAGCGGCACAUGGAUCAAUGUAAGUUCCACAACUCCUAUAUAUAUAUAUAUCAAUAUAAUCACAAAUAAAUAAAUAAUACAAAAAACUAGCAUACAUAUGAAGAAGACAAGUCUAGUACUUUGAUUAUGGAAAUACUAGUAUUAGAAUCCAGCUUUCUCAUGUCAUUGAUAAAAAAUUUGCACUUUUUUUUUUUUUUUUUUAAUGACGUGAAAACCCGCAGUCGCUACCGAAAAUGCAAAAUUUGUACUUUGAUUUAUGGCCCUUUUGACUUAUAAUUUUUUUUUAAUUAGUUACGUUGUAUAAUAUGUUGUGGGGCCACCUUUUAUAUAUAUAUAUAUUUAUUUAUUUAUUGCUAAUGCAAAAAAUUGACCACCACUAAGCAGCAGUUUAAACAUCAAAAUCAACCAAAGCCGGGAGUUAAACACAAGUAUUCUCAUGCAUGUUUUUUUUAGUACAUGAGCCUUUUUGACUUCUCUAGUCUUAGGGUGUGUUUGUUUGAGAUUGAGAUUUGAAUAGUAAAAAUUUUGAAUUAGAAUAGUUGUAUGAUGUGAUAUAAAUAGACGUUGAUGUGAUGUUUUGAAUGUAAAAUUGAUUUUAGUAUAAUACAACAAAUAAAAAAUAAGUGUUUGAUUUGAUAUUUUUGGAAGAGAAAAAAUUGAUGAAUAGUGAAAAUCUUUGAGAAUCCUCCAAACAAACACACCCAAAUUAAUUUAUCUAUGUAACAUACAUGAUAUUAUCUAUAUAUAUAUAUAUAUAUAUUAUCUUUAUAUGUUUUCGAAGAAU